Piliocolobus tephrosceles (Ugandan red Colobus) is the source of this 6899-nucleotide messenger RNA. It is a transcript of the gene KDM6B, whose product is annotated as lysine demethylase 6B. The coding region runs from base 573 to 5615 and encodes 1680 amino acids. The transcript is spliced from 23 exons. Gene Ontology annotation, molecular function: chromatin DNA binding; RNA polymerase II cis-regulatory region sequence-specific DNA binding; histone H3K27me2/H3K27me3 demethylase activity. The record is from RefSeq and is a predicted model, not a curated record. Gene Ontology annotation, biological process: heart development; regulation of gene expression. Gene Ontology annotation, cellular component: MLL3/4 complex. NCBI's taxonomy places the organism in Eukaryota, Metazoa, Chordata, Mammalia, Primates, Cercopithecidae.
ACUCCGGGACUCAGGGACGGGGAGGAGGAGGGAGGGAGGCAGAGGCUGCAAGCGCCGGGGCAGGCCCAGGAGGCAGAGGAGGGACCGUCUCCCCCCCCCCCCCCCCCCCCCCCCCCCCCCCCUGCUGCUUCCCCCCCUCCCUACCCGGACUCCGGGGGCACCGCCGGGGGACAGACACCCAGCAGGUUCCCCCCAGGGCAACAUGCCGGCCCCGUAGCACUGCCCACCCCACCCACUGUGGUCUGUUGUACCCCACUGCUGGGGUGCUGGUUCCAAUGAGACAGGGCACAGCAAACUCCAUCUGGCUGUUACUGAGGCGGAGACACGGGUGAUGAUUGGCUUUCUGGGGAGAAAGGAAGUCCUGUGAUUGGCCAGAUCUCUGGAGCUUGCCGACGCGGUGUGAGGACGCUCCCACGGAGGCCGGAAUUGGCUGUGAAAGGACCCAGGAAGCCAUCUGGGGGUAGCGGGCACUCUUAACAAAGCGGCUGGAGCCGGACCAUCGUCCCAGAGAGCUGGGGCAGGGGGCCGUGCCCAAUCUCCAGGGCUCCUGGGGCCACUGCUGACCUGGCUGGAUGCAUCGGGCAGUGGACCCUCCAGGGGCCCGCGCUGCACGGGAAGCCUUUGCCCUUGGGGGCCUGAGCUGUGCUGGGGCCUGGAGCUCCUGCCCGCCUCAUCCCCCUCCUCGUAGCGCAUGGCUGCCUGGAGGCAGAUGCUCAGCUAGCAUUGGGCAGCCCCCGCUUCCUGCUCCCCUACCCCCUUCACAUGGCAGUAGUUCUGGGCACCCCAACAAACCAUAUUAUGCUCCAGGGGCGCCCACUCCAAGACCCCUCCAUGGGAAGCUGGAAUCCCUGCAUGGCUGUGUGCAGGCACUGCUCCGGGAGCCAGCCCAACCAGGGCUUUGGGAACAGCUUGGGCAACUGUACGAGUCAGAGCAUGACAGUGAGGAGGCCACACGCUGCUACCACAGCGCCCUUCGAUACGGAGGAAGUUUCGCUGAGCUGGGACCCCGCAUUGGUCGACUGCAGCAGGCCCAGCUCUGGAACUUUCAUACUGGCUCCUGCCAGCACCGAGCCAAGGUUCUGCCCCCACUGGAGCAAGUGUGGAACUUGCUACACCUUGAGCACAAGCGGAACUAUGGAGCCAAGCGGGGAGGUCCCCCGGUGAAGCGAGCUGCCGAACCUCCAGUGGUGCAGCCUGUGCCUCCUGCAGCACUCUCAGGCCCCUCAGGGGAGGAGGGCCUCAGCCCUGGAGGCAAGCGAAGGAGAGGCUGCAACUCUGAACAGACUGGCCUUCCCCCAGGACUGCCACUGCCUCCACCACCAUUACCACCACCACCGCCACCACCACCCCUGCCUGGUCUGGCCACCAGUCCCCCAUUUCAGCUAACCAAGCCAGGGCUGUGGAGUACCCUGCAUGGAGAUGCCUGGGGCCCAGAGCGCAAGGGUUCAGCACCCCCAGAGCGUCAGGAGCAGCGGCACUCGCUGCCUCACCCAUAUCCAUACCCAGCUCCAGCGUACACCACGCACCCCCCUGGCCACCGGCUGGUCCCGGCUGCUCCCCCAGGCCCGGGCCCCCGCCCCCCAGGAGCAGAGAGCCAUGGCUGCCUGCCUGCCACCCGUCCCCCUGGAAGUGACCUUAGAGAGAGCAGAGUUCAGAGGUCGCGGAUGGACUCCAGCGUUUCACCAGCAGCAACCACCGCCUGCGUGCCUUACGCCCCUUCCCGGCCCCCUGGCCUCCCCGGCACCACCACCACCAGCAGCAGUAGCAGCAGCAGCAACACCGGUCUCCGGGGCGUGGAGCCAAACCCAGGCAUUCCCGGCGCUGACCAUUACCAAACUCCCUCGCUGGAGGUCUCUCACCAGGGCCGCCUGGGGCCCUCGGCGCACAGCAGUCGGAAACCGUUUUUGGGGGCUCCCGCUGCCACUCCCCACCUAUCCCUGCCACCUGGACCUUCCUCACCCCCUCCACCUCCUUGUCCCCGCCUCUUACGCCCCCCACCACCCCCUGCCUGGUUGAAGGGUCCGGCCUGCCGGGCAGCCCGAGAGGAUGGAGAGAUCUUAGAGGAGCUCUUCUUUGGGACUGAGGGACCCCCCCGCCCUGCCCCACCACCCCUCCCCCAUCGCGAGGGCUUCUUGGGGCCUCCAGCCUCCCGCUUUUCUAUGGGCACUCAGGAUUCUCACACCCCUCCCACUCCCCCAGCCCCAACCACCAGCAGUAGCAACAGCAACAAUGGCAGCCACAGCAGCAGCCCUGCUGGGCCUGUGUCCUUUCCCCCACCACCCUAUCUGGCCAGAAGUAUAGACUCCCUUCCCCGACCUCCCAGCCCAGCACAGAACCCCCAGGACCCACCUCUUGUACCCCUGACUCUUGCCCUGCCUCCAGCCCCUCCUUCCUCCUGCCACCAAAAUACCUCAGGAAGCUUCAGGCGCCCGGAGAGCCCCCGGCCCAGGGUCUCCUUCCCAAAGACCCCCGAGGUGGGGCUGGGGCCACCCCCAGGCCCCCUGAGUAAAGCCCCCCAGCCUGUGCCGCCCGGGGUUGGGGAGCUGCCUGCCCGAGGCCCGCGACUCUUUGAUUUUCCCCCUACUCCGCUGGAGGACCAGUUUGAGGAGCCAGCCGAAUUCAAGAUCCUACCUGAUGGGCUGGCCAACAUCAUGAAGAUGCUGGAUGAAUCCAUUCGCAAGGAAGAGGAACAGCAACAACACGAAGCAGGCGUGGCUCCCCCACCCCCGCUGAAGGAGCCCUUUGCAUCUCUGCAGCCUCCUUUCCCCACCGACACAGCCCCCACCACUGCUGCUCCUGCUGCCGCCGUCACCACCACCACCACCACCACCACCACCACCACGGCCACCCAGGAAGAGGAGAAGAAGCCACCACCAGCCCUACCACCACCACCGCCUCUAGCCAAGUUCCCUCCACCCCCUCAGCCACAGCCACCACCACCACCACCCGCCAACCCGGCCAGCCUGCUCAAAUCCUUGGCCUCCGUGCUGGAGGGACAAAAGUACUGUUAUCGGGGGACUGGAGCAGCUGUUUCCACCCGACCUGGGCCCUUGCCCACCACUCAGUAUUCCCCUGGCCCCCCAUCAGGUGCUACCGCCCCGCCGCCCACCUCAGUGGCCCCUAGCGCCCAGGGCUCCCCACAGCCCUCUGCUUCCUCGUCAUCUCAGUUCUCUACCUCAGGCGGGCCCUGGGCCCGGGAGCGCAGGGCGGGCGAAGAGCCAGUCCCGGGCCCCACGACCCCCACCCAGCCGCCCCCACCCCUGCCUCUGCCCCCUGCUCGCUCUGAGUCUGAGGUGCUAGAAGAGAUCAGCCGGGCUUGCGAGACCCUUGUGGAGCGGGUGGGCCGGAGUGCCCCUGACCCAGCCGACCCAGCGGACACAGCAGAGCCAGCGGACAGUGGGACUGAACGACUGCUGCGCCCCGCACAGGCCAAGGAGGAGGGUGGCGGGGUGGUGGCAGCGGCGGUGACAGGCAGCUGUAAGCGGCGACAGAAGGAGCACCAGAAGGAGCACCGGCGGCACAGGCGGGCCUGUAAAGACAGUGUGGGUCGGCGGCCCCGUGAGGGCAGGGCAAAGGCCAAGACCAAGGCCCCCAAAGAAAAGAGCCGCCGGGUGCUGGGGAACCUGGACCUGCAGAGUGAGGAGAUCCAGGGGCGCGAGAAGUCCCGGCCCGAUCUUGGUGGGGCCUCCAAGGUCAAGCCACCCACAGCUCCAGCCCCUCCACCAGCUCCUGCACCUUCUGCCCAGCCCACACCCCCAUCAGCCUCCGUCCCUGGAAAGAAGGCUCGGGAGGAAGCUCCAGGGCCACCGGGCGUCAGCCGGGCUGACAUGCUGAAGCUGCGCUCACUUAGUGAGGGGCCCCCCAAGGAGCUGAAGAUCCGGCUCAUCAAGGUAGAGAGUGGUGACAAGGAGACUUUUAUUGCCUCUGAGGUUGAAGAGCGGCGGCUGCGCAUGGCAGACCUCACCAUCAGCCAUUGUGCUGCUGAUGUUGUGCGCGCCAGCAAGAAUGCCAAGGUGAAAGGGAAGUUUCGAGAGUCCUACCUUUCCCCUGCCCAGUCUGUGAAACCGAAGAUCAACACUGAGGAGAAGCUGCCCCGGGAAAAACUCAACCCCCCUACACCCAGCAUCUAUCUGGAGAGCAAACGGGAUGCCUUCUCACCUGUCCUGCUGCAGUUCUGUACAGACCCUCGAAAUCCCAUCACAGUGAUCCGGGGCCUGGCGGGCUCCCUGCGGCUCAACUUGGGCCUCUUCUCCACCAAGACCCUGGUGGAAGCAAGUGGCGAGCACACCGUGGAAGUUCGCACCCAGGUGCAGCAGCCCUCAGAUGAGAACUGGGAUCUGACAGGCACUCGGCAGAUCUGGCCCUGUGAGAGCUCCCGUUCCCACACCACCAUUGCCAAGUACGCACAGUACCAGGCCUCAUCCUUCCAGGAGUCUCUGCAGGAGGAGAAGGAGAGUGAGGAUGAGGAGUCAGAGGAGCCGGACAGCACCACAGGAACCCCUCCUAGCAGCAGCACACCAGACCCGAAGAACCAUCACAUCAUCAAGUUUGGCACCAACAUCGACCUGUCUGAUGCCAAGCGGUGGAAGCCCCAGCUGCAGGAGCUGCUGAAGCUGCCCGCCUUCAUGCGGGUAACAUCCACGGGCAACAUGCUGAGCCACGUAGGCCACACCAUCCUGGGCAUGAACACGGUGCAGCUGUACAUGAAGGUGCCCGGCAGCCGAACGCCAGGCCACCAGGAGAAUAACAACUUCUGCUCCGUCAACAUCAACAUUGGUCCAGGCGACUGCGAGUGGUUCGCGGUGCACGAGCACUACUGGGAGACCAUCAGCGCCUUCUGUGAUCGGCACGGCGUGGAUUACUUGACGGGUUCCUGGUGGCCAAUCCUGGAUGAUCUCUAUGCAUCCAAUAUCCCUGUGUACCGCUUCGUGCAGCGCCCCGGAGACCUCGUGUGGAUUAAUGCGGGGACUGUGCACUGGGUGCAGGCCACCGGCUGGUGCAACAACAUUGCCUGGAACGUGGGGCCCCUCACCGCCUAUCAGUACCAGCUGGCCCUGGAACGAUACGAGUGGAAUGAGGUGAAGAAUGUCAAAUCCAUCGUGCCCAUGAUUCACGUGUCAUGGAACGUGGCUCGCACGGUCAAAAUCAGCGACCCCGAUUUGUUCAAGAUGAUCAAGUUCUGUCUGCUGCAGUCCAUGAAGCACUGCCAGGUACAACGCGAGAGCCUGGUGCGGGCAGGGAAGAAAAUCGCUUACCAGGGCCGGGUCAAGGACGAGCCAGCCUACUAUUGCAACGAGUGCGAUGUGGAGGUGUUUAACAUCCUGUUCGUGACAAGUGAGAAUGGCAGCCGCAACACGUACCUGGUACACUGCGAGGGCUGUGCCCGGCGCCGCAGCGCAGGCCUGCAGGGCGUGGUGGUGCUGGAGCAGUACCGCACGGAGGAGCUGGCUCAGGCCUACGACGCCUUCACGCUGGUGAGGGCCCGGCGGGCGCGCGGGCAGCGGAGGAGGGCACUGGGGCAGGCUGCAGGGACGGGCUUCGGGAGCCCAGCCGCGCCUUUCCCUGAGCCUCCGCCGGCUUUCUCCCCCCAGGCCCCAGCCAGCACGUCGCGAUGAGGCCGGACGCCCCGCCCGCCUGCCUGCCUGCGCAGGGCGCCGCGGGGCCACCAGCACAUGCCUGGGCUGGACCUAGGUCCCGCCUGUGGCCGGGAAGGGGGUCGGGCCCAGCCCUUCCACCCCAUUGGCAGCUCCCCUCACUUAAUUUAUUAAGAAAAACAUUUUUUUUUUUUUUUAGCAAAUAUGAGGAAAAAAGGAAAAAAAAUGGGAGACGGGGGAGGGGGCUGGCAGCCCCUCGCCCACCAGCGCCUCCCCUCACCGACUUUGGCCUUUUUAGCAACAGACACAAGGACCAGGCUCCGGCGGCGGCGGGGGUCACAUACGGGUUCCCUCACCCUGCCAGCCGCCCGCCCGCCCGGCGCAGAUGCACGCGGCUCGUGUAUGUACAUAGACAUUACGGCAGCCGAGGUUUUUAAUGAGAUUCUUUCUAUGGGCUUUACCCCUCCCCCGGAACCUCCUUUUUUACUUCCAAUGCUAGCUGUGAUCCCUGUACAUGUCUCUUUAUUCACUUGGUUAUGAUUUGUAUUUUUUGUUCUUUUUUUGUUUUUGGUUUUUAAUUUAUAACAGUCCCACUCACCUCUAUUUAUUCAUUUUUGGGAAAACCCGACCUCCCACACCCCCAAGCCAUUCUGCCCGCCCCUCCAGGGACCGCCCGUCGCCGGGCUCUCCCCGCGCCCCAGUGUGUGUCCGGGCCCGGCCCGACCGUCUCCGCCCGUCCGCCCGCGGCUCCAGCCGGGUUCUCAUGGUGCUCAAACCCGCUCCCCUCCCCUACGUCCUGCACUUUCUCGGACCAGUCCCCCGACUCCCGACCCGACCCCAACCCCACCUGAGGGUGAGCAACUCCUGUACUGUAGGGGAAGAAGUGGGAACUGAAAUGGUAUUUUGUAAAAAAAAAAUAAAUAAAUAAAUAAAAUAAAAAAAUUUAAAGGUUUUAAAGAAAGAACUAUGAGGAAAAGGAACCCCGUCCUUCCCAGCCCCGGCCAACUUUAAAAACACAGACCUUCACCCCCACCCCCUUUUCUUUUUAAGUGUGAAACAACCCAGGGCCAGGGCCUCACUGGGGCCGGGACACCCCGGGGUGAGUUUCUCUGGGGCUUUAUUUUCGUUUUGUUGGUUUUUUUCUCCACGCUGGGGCUGCGGAGGGGUGGGGGGUUUACAGUCCCGCACCCUCGCACUGCACUGUCUCUCUGCCCCAGGGGCAGAGGGGUCUUCCCAAUCCUACCCCUAUUUUCGGUGAUUUUUGUGUGAGAAUAUUAAUAUUAAAAAUAAAAGGAGAAAAAAAAA